AUGGGGAGCACCGAGAGCAGCGAGGCCCGCAGGGUGUCCUUCGGAAUGGACGAAGAGGAGCGGGUCCGGGUGCUGCAGGGCAUCCGGCUGUCCGAGAAUGUGGUUAACCGCAUGAAGGAUCCCAACCAGCCUUGCAAAGCUGGGGAGCCAGCUCCGCCUCCUGCCCCUCCGCCUUCUACGCCUUCUACAGGUGGCUCCUCCAAAGGCCCCGAGAAAGACUCCAAACCGCCCAGGUCUGAGUAUGGUGGUGGCCGUCAGCCCUCGGGGGUGGAGGAGGAUUUCCUCAAAAGGUAUAAACAGGAGCAGGCCAAGGUCCAGGACGAGUUGUUCCAGGUGGUGACGAGGGAACGAGAGGCAGCCACCAAGCACAGGAGUGCGUCCAUGCAGCGGGGGGAGGGCAGCGUUGACCAGGACAAGCGGAAGUCAACCCAGCUGGCCAGGGAGCUGGAGAGCCGGGAGGCAGAGCUGAGCCGUCGUGACACCUUCUAUAAGGAGCAGCUGGGACGCCUCGAGAGGAAGAAUGCCGAGAUGUACAAACUGUCUUCACAGAAGUUCCAUGAGGCAGCUUCAAAAAUGGAGGGCACGAUAAAGCCCCGCCGGACAGAGCCUGUGUGCUCAGGGCUGCAGGCCCAGAUCCUCCGCUGCUACCGUGACCACCUACAAGAAGUACUCCUGUGCUCGGACCUGGUCAAGGCUUACCAGCACUGCGUGAGCGCCGCUCACAAGAGCAUGCAAAGCUGUUUGCUCAAUUUCAAGUUGAGCAGCAAAGACCCUGCCGGCAGUCCCUGCAGCCAAGAGCGGAGCCGGGCCAGUGGCCCUGCACCACGAAACGUGGGCCACGGGAACAGGGUUGAGGAGCAGGCCUCCAUCCUGGCCCUGGCGGUGACUUGGAGCUCUGAAGAAGGAACCAGUGAUGGGACCACAGUCCGCAGACCCCUGGGCCACAGCCAUUUUCUCCUGGAUGGAGAGUGUGGACCCUGGCAAAAGAAACGGCUAGAGUUCCUUCCUGCCAGCAUCAUUACUGACCUGGAGAGGCCCAGCAAUGCCGAGGCAGGGUCUGAGCUGGUGUCACCGCCAAGGUUGCCAUGA
Puma concolor (puma) is the source of this 1089-nucleotide messenger RNA. Lineage: Eukaryota; Metazoa; Chordata; Mammalia; Carnivora; Felidae. The record is from RefSeq and is a predicted model, not a curated record.